AUCACUGAAUUAUCCUCGUCCCCCUGGCAGACCCAAUCAACGGGUAUCGAAAUUAGGGUUUUGUUUUUGUUUAAUCUUUGGACAAAUCUCCAUUCUGUAGCUGAAAUCGAGAACUUUCUCUGUUUCUCACCGAAAUCAACCGUCAGGCCGAGACAUGACGGACGGUUAUUGGAAUCGGCAGCAGCAGCAGCAGCGUCUUCUCCUCUCUGGUGGCAGUUUAAAGCGACCUCGUUCCGACUACGAUCUCCCAUCUUCAGUGUUGCCUAUGAGCCAUGAGAUUCAUAACUAUUAUCCAAAAGAUGGGGAUCAAAAUAGGUAUCAGGCUGUGAAGGACACAAAAACAAUUGGAUCAGCGUACGACCGAUAUCUGCAAAAUGCGCAAAUUACUCCUUUUUCUUCCGGAGAAGCUAGUGGAUUAAGUGCUGGGUUGGGAAGGGCUGCCAGUAGUGCGAUGACUGGUCUUCCAAUACUUGAUUCUGGUAUAACAGGCCAUCCUCGUGCUAGAGGUCCAGAUCUGGCACCAAAUGGUCAGGACAUUGUUUUCCGUAGUCAGCCUUCAGUGGAUACAACAGCUAGGCCUGUUCGUGAAACUAUACCUCUACCUCCAGAUGCUUCCAGCACUCUAUAUGUUGAGGGACUCCCUUCUGACAGCACAAGGAGGGAAGUAGCUCAUAUCUUUCGCCCUUUUGUGGGAUAUAAGGAAGUAAGACUUGUGAGUAAAGAAUCCAAGCAUCGUGGUGGAGAUCCUAUUAUCCUUUGUUUUGUUGAUUUUGAAAAUCCAGCCUGUGCAGCAACUGCAAUGAGCGCCUUGCAAGGUUAUAAGAUGGAUGAACAUGGUCAUGAAUCUAACUACUUAGGGCUGCAGUUUUCUCGGUACCCUGGUCCAAGAUCUGGCCAUGGAAGUCGUGGAAAGAGGUAAACCAUGAACAAACUUUUGUGAAGGACACCUAUCAUACCAGUUUCCUGGUACUCAUCUAUCCUGCCUUUGAAAAUCUUCAAUUGUUUGACAAUAUAUAUUUAUCCACCUCUUGCAAUUUAGAUUGCUCAAAGCUGUGUCCACUAAUUAUUACCACUUUAGAUCCACAAAGUACUGAAGAGAUAAGGUGCUGCAAUACAAUGCGAGAUUAGUUAAGUGAACAAACAAAGAGAUGCUUAUUUCUGUAGUUAUUAGAUGAUAGGCUCAUUGUAACAUUUUCUUGGGGAUGCUAAUUUUAGCCUUGGCACUCAGAUUCUUCAUGGUUGAUUUUUCGCAUGAACUAUAUCACGAGAGCUUACUAUUGUGUGAUUAUUUUAAGACAUGUUAUAAUGGAUUUCUUCUUCUUUUUGGAA
Molecule: messenger RNA, 1329 nt
Organism: Hevea brasiliensis (rubber tree)
Lineage: Eukaryota; Viridiplantae; Streptophyta; Magnoliopsida; Malpighiales; Euphorbiaceae
Product: RNA-binding protein 2
Exons: 6
Coding region: 155-919 (254 amino acids)
Molecular function (GO): mRNA binding
Source: RefSeq, a predicted model, not a curated record